This is a messenger RNA of Solea solea (common sole), 1050 nucleotides long. RefSeq names its product cerebellin 18 (gene cbln18). NCBI's taxonomy places the organism in Eukaryota, Metazoa, Chordata, Actinopteri, Pleuronectiformes, Soleidae. Bases 179 to 889 code for a protein of 236 amino acids. The record is from RefSeq and is a predicted model, not a curated record. Gene Ontology annotation, molecular function: protein binding. The transcript is spliced from 5 exons.
GUACGACUUGUCGGUUUUACAACCUAACUAACUUUAGUUAGUAGCUAACUACUAACUGACUGCUGUCUAACUGCUGUUUAACUCUGUACGUGGAAUAAACCUUCAGAAAGACAGUCGAGUUGUACCCGCCGUACUUGUUCUGGUUACCCUUUCCAUAAACAUUUCCCUGUGUUGUGAGAUGAGAGCUAUAGUUUGCACUCUGUUUCUCUCGGGCCUGCUGUGUGACAGCUGUGUGAGAGCUGAAAACACUCUUAGCAGCCUUAAAGCAGCUGCAGUUGCAUGGCCAGGGGAGCUGCCAUGCAGAAAGUGGGACUGCGAGUGUGCAUUCAAGCGCCAGCGAGGCUGCUGCUGUGCCAACAAUCAGCUGCAGGAAGUGGAGAAUAAAAUCUUCACGAGAAUAAUGGACCUGUCAGAGAAAAUAUCUCAGCUGGCUGACAACGUGCUGGAAGUCAUAGGUGACGUAAAGAUUGCAUUCACUGCCUCCAUGAGCCCCAGAACAAACUGCUUUGGACCUUUCAACAGAAACAGUCCCAUUCCUUAUGAUGUCAUUACCCUCAACCAGGGAGACGGAUAUAACGCUGCUCUGGGGACAUUCACGGCACCUCGUUCCGCACUGUACUCCUUCUCCUUUUCCGUCUACUCCAAGGUGGGCGUGGCGGGUAAGAAGUUGUACUACAAAGUGCAACUCAUGCAAAAUGGGGAGGCUGUGGCCUCCACCUGGGAGGACAACUAUGAAGACUCAGAGGACAGCGGCACACAGACCGUCCUGCUGUCGCUGCAGAAGGGAGGACAGGUCUAUGUAGAGCUACUGAGUGGCAGGCAGCUGUGUGGGAGCGGUAUAGGCCUGAACACCUUCUCUGGCUCUUUGAUUUACCCCACCGAGCCUUAACAAAAACUUGCAUCAGUGUCGUCAAUCAGUAGAGCUGACAAGAUCACAUGGAAGAGAAUGAUGAAUGCAAACAUUUUAAAAUGCAAAUUGCUUGAAUGUACCUGCACAGUGUAAACUUUUUUUUUAGGUAACGUUAUUAAAAAUGUAUUCAGAUGCAAAUU